Cervus elaphus (red deer) is the source of this 491-nucleotide messenger RNA. Its product is annotated as intelectin-2-like. Lineage: Eukaryota; Metazoa; Chordata; Mammalia; Artiodactyla; Cervidae. Bases 117 to 491 code for a protein of 124 amino acids. The record is from RefSeq and is a predicted model, not a curated record. Gene Ontology annotation, molecular function: oligosaccharide binding. The transcript is spliced from 3 exons.
UGAAAAGGUAGCAUGGAACAAAGGAGUCAGUGUCCACAGAGAAUUGUCCUCAACAAGCAGAUGGCCUGUAUCACCUCCGCACUGAGAAUGGUGUCGUCUACCAGACCUUCUGUGAUAUGACCUCCGGGGGUGGCGGCUGGACCCUGGUGGCCAGUGUGCAUGAGAACAACAUGCGUGGAAAAUGCACUGUGGGCGAUCGCUGGUCCAGUCAGCAGGGCAACAGGGCUGACUACCCAGGGGGGGACGGCAACUGGGCCAAUUACAACACGUUUGGGUCUGCAGAGGCGGCCACCAGUGAUGACUACAAGAACCCUGGCUACUACGACAUCCAGGCCCAGGACCUGGGCAUCUGGCACGUGCCCAACAAGUCCCCUCUGCAGCACUGGAGGAACAGCUCCCUGCUGAGGUACCAUACUGACACUGGCUUCUUCCAGAGACUGGGACAGAAUCUGUUUGGGGCUGCUGGCUCAGGGUGGAGGCACUUAUUUUAG